Molecule: messenger RNA, 14586 nt
Organism: Anguilla anguilla (European eel)
Lineage: Eukaryota; Metazoa; Chordata; Actinopteri; Anguilliformes; Anguillidae
Gene: dnah5
Product: dynein, axonemal, heavy chain 5
Exons: 80
Coding region: 528-14561 (4677 amino acids)
Biological process (GO): microtubule-based movement
Cellular component (GO): dynein complex
Molecular function (GO): minus-end-directed microtubule motor activity; ATP hydrolysis activity; ATP binding
Source: RefSeq, a predicted model, not a curated record
CAUAGGUAUCAUAGGUUCAGACAUAAUGCGGCUUAAGAGGGUACAUAAUCCUCUAAACAUGAAAAGCACGUAAUUUAAAAAAAAAGACUAUUUUGUUAAAAUUCUGGGUUCGUAUAAAAGCCAGCAUACACAGAGGGACCCCAGGAUCGUGUUUGGGAACCAUUAGCCAAGACAAUUUAUGAUAGUUAGCCACAGGUUGCGGUACGAUCUUCCUUUCAGUCCCUUACAGCGGAUCCAGGAGUAGUUCACCCACUCGCUGAACUUUUAAAUCGUUUUUUAAGAAGCGGGAGCUUGAUCCGAAUCUAUAUUUUUGAGCAGGGAGUUCACGACGAAAGUCAUUUUUCUUAUUUGGCAGGAACUGUAGGCAUUCCGUCUCUGAAAAGACAUGUCGGCGUCUCUAUGGCAACCUGGAACAACAACUUGGCGAGAAAGUGCAGCGUGAGAGAGGAGGACCUCGAGGCACAAGCCCUGGAAGGUCCCAAAUUAGCCCAUGUUGCGGAAUUGGAUAAUUGGCACAGCACAUAACGAUGGAAAAACGCAGUGGCGAUUCUGAACGGUUGUCUAAGUGUGCAAAUGCUGUAUUAACACUUUUAGCUAAAACUCGACAAAAUGAAAACACAGAUUAUACCUCACAUUCAACAAAAUCCACCUUUAGGACCAGACCGAUCCAGCAAACAGCUCCAGUGGAGAAUGUGAAAGAAAUCCAGCAAAAAUUGAAGGAAGAGCGGGAGGCCAAACGUGCCCAGCUGGAUGGCAGACAUGACUAUGUCCUCAGCAUCGUGGCAUCCUGCCUGGACCUGGAGAAGGCUGAUGUAGAGGAUGCCAUUCUGGAAGGCACACAGAUUGAUCGAAUGGAACACUUCUUUGCUGCCGGGGGACUUUCCCAUAUCAUGUUCUACUACCAAGAGGUGGAGCCAACAGAAGCAGCGGCUGCCUCCCUCAGCCGGAAUAAGAAACCCAAAGUGUUUGUGACAGAGGGCCGAGACGUGGCUCUGAAUGGAGUGUGUGUGUUUUUCACGAGAGCCAACAACUCCAAAGCCAUCACCUCUGAGAAUGUACACAGGGAUGUGAACUUUAACAUGCUGGACACCACGGAAGUGGGUCUGUUGAAAAGUGUGGAGCAGCUGCUGUCCGAGAUCUUCAUCCCCACUCUGAAGAAGAUGCACCAUGGCUGGGGGGAGCUGGCCAACCCCCAGGCCCUUGCGGUCAGGCAGGAUUUUCUCAGCUCCCUGGAGAGCUUUGUGGCUGUGCUUGGAGGGGCUCAGGAGAGCCUUAUGGAGAAGGUCACCUUAAAAGAAUGUGACACAUUUGACUUAAAGACCCUUAAAGGACCCUCUGACUACAUUGCUGUAGCUAACAGCACAGAAGCACUGGAGAAAAUAGAAGCCUGCAUGAAAGUGUGGAUCAAGCAGAUCGAACAGGUACUGGCAGAGAGCAAUCAGCUUAGGAAGGAGGCGGAUGACCUGGGCCCUCGGGCUGAGCUGGACCACUGGAAAAAGCGAAUGUCCCGCUUCAACUACUUGCUGGACCAGCUGAAGAGCCCUGAUGUGAAAGCAGUGCUGGGAGUCCUUAUGGUAGCCAAGUCCAAACUCAUAAAGUCUUGGCGAGAACUGGACAUCAGGAUCACAGAUUCAGCGAAUGAAGCCAAGGACAAUGUGAAGUACUUGUACACGCUGGAGAAGUUCUGCGACCCUCUGUACAAUAGCGACCCUGUCUCCAUGGUGGAGGCAAUCCCAGGACUUAUCAAUGCCAUCAGGAUGAUUCACAGCAUCUCUCGCUACUACAACACCUCUGAGAAAAUCACCUCCCUUUUUGUGAAAGUUACAAAUCAAAUGAUUACAGCCUGCAAGGCCUACAUCACUAACAGUGGCACUGCCACGAUCUGGGAGCAGCCCCAAGAUGUUGUUGCCGAGAAACUAAAGGCUGCUAUCCACUUGAACAAGGAGUACCAGAGCUGUUUCCACAAAACCAAACAAAAGCUGGAACAGAGUCCAUCGGAGAGACAGUUUGAUUUCAGUGAGAUGUACAUCUUUGGGAAGUUUGACACUUUUGAAAAGCGCCUCAACAAGAUACUUAGCAUGUUCAGCACCAUCAGCACAUACUCAGCCCUGCAGGACUCCCAGAUUGAGGGCUUGGAGACCCUGGCUACCAGAUUUCAGACUGCAGAAAUGCAGGAAAAAUGGGAGGGCAUUGUGUUAACUAUGAAGAGGAAACAGUACAGUUUCCUUGACCAACGAAGAAUGGACUUCGAUCAGGAUUAUGAGGAGUUCUGUAGAAAUACCAAGGAGCUUCAUAAUCAGUUGAAGACGUUUAUGGAAAGCACAUUUGAUAAAAUUCAGAAUACUGAAAGAGCCUUGAGUGUGCUGAAGAAAUUUGAAAGACUUGGCAUUCCUGAGCUAGGAAUUGACGAGAAGUACCAGAGAAUUCUUCAGAACUAUGGAAGGGACAUUGAGAUGGUGUCCAGGAUUUAUACCAAACAGAAGGGCGAUCCACCUAUUGCUCGAGACCUGCCACCUGUAGCGGGCCGGAUCAUGUGGGCCCGGCAGCUGUUCCGUCGCCUGCAGCAACCCAUGGACCUCUUCCAGGAGCACCCUGGGGUUCUGUCCACCCCAGAGGCUAAGCGCAUCAUCCGUAACUACAAUAGGGUGGCCUCUGUUCUGCUGGAGUAUGAGGUGCUGUACCACCGUGGCUGGCUCAAACAGAUCGAGGUGGCCAAAGCAGGCUUGCAGGCCUCUUUGCUGGUCAAGUCCUCAGAGACGGGGGAGCUGUUUGUGAACUUUGACCCUCAGAUCCUGACCCAGAUUCGGGAGACAGAUUGCAUGACGAGAAUGGGGCUAGAGACCCCACCCUUUGCUACUAUCCUGCAGCAGAAACAGGAUGCCCUCAAGAGGAACUACAACAAACUGCAGCUGGUCCUCACAGAGAACGCCAGAGUACGGGGAAAGAUUCAGACUGCCUUCCUCCAGCUGGCCACCCCCCAUCUGGCCAAAGUGGAUGAGGCUGUCCUACCAGGCUUGACUUUCCUCAAUUGGUCCUCCUUGAACAUAGAAAAGUACAUCAACCGUAUAAUGACCGCCCUUGCGGACCUUGAGUUGCUGAUGGACAGAGUGAAUGACCUGGCGGAGUUCCGCAUCGAUGCCGUUCUGCAGGAGAUGAGCAGCGCUACGCUAUGCCUGCUUCCUGAAGAUGAACCUUUUACUUGUGAGGAGUUUGUCCAGACCACAAGGGACCUCUGCAUUAAGGCAGCUCAGAGUUUACACAAUAAAAGCUCAUUGGUAGAGGAAGCAGCCAAUGAGCUGAUCAAUAUACUCCUGGACUUCGAGCAGCACAGAGAGGGGGAGCAGAAGGCCCGCGAGCACAGCAGAGCUGAGAGCGGAGAGACCCAGGAGCACAGUGAUGGGGAAGAAGAAGGGAGGUCAGAGGUCAGACUGCUAUCCCGGAACACCACGGCGGCCAGCACAGGGAACCCCUCGCCCCUGACCAGGAGGAGGAGGAAGAGGGAUCUCAUGGAGGUGAUGGAGGAAGAGGCUGAGGAGCUGCUUUCCCAUUUCAACCAUCGCAACGUUGACGCGCUGCUGCGUCUGACGCGCAACACCCUGGAGGCCCUGCGCAAGCGCAUCCACGCCUCCUCCCUGCUGCACUUCCUGGCCGAAAGCGACUCUCCCACUCGACAGAAAGGCAGUGGACAACAGCCCAUCUUCCGGGCCAAUGUCACGCUGUCCAUUCCUAACAUCGUUAUGGUGCCGGUACUGGAUGAGAUCCAACAGGCUCUGAACCGGGCGGUGGAGUGUGUGGUCAGCGUCAGCAAAGGAGUUGGCCAGUGGAGUAAGGAGAGGAUCUCUAAGGGGAAGAUGUGUGAGAGACGAAUGGCUGCUUUGAGGCAGGACAGCAGAGACAGCGACUCAGAAGAAGGGGAGACCUUCAGGAGCCUGGCUGAUGGCAGUACUUCAGACAUCUCGGCCUCUGUGAACCAGACCAUACCCUUCCAGUCCAGGAACUACUACAAGAGUGUUUCAGAGAACAAGGAGAUUGUUAAGCUGGUGUCAGUGCUGAGUACCUCUAUCAACUCCUCCAGAAAGGAUGUGACGAACGCUCUGGAUCGAUUCAGUCGAUAUCACCACAUCUGGAGGAAGGAUCGGGAUACCACGAUCCUGGAGUUCAGUCAGGGCAGCCCCCUUCUCUCUGAAUUUGAGUCUCAGAUCCUCUACUACAGAGACCUGGAGCUGGAGAUCAAUGCUGAGCCUGAGUUUGUCACUGUGGGAGCCCUGGCUCUCUACACAGCUGACCUGAAAAUGGCUCUGACAGCUGAAACCAAGGGCUGGAUGGUGGACUACGGUCACCACUGCAACAGGAAGUACCGGACAGAGAUGGAACAUAUUUUUAGCUGUGUGGAAGAAGCCAGCAAGAAACUCAACCGUCAGAUCAAGGACCUGGACGAUAUCCGCAUUGCUAUGGCAGCACUGAAGGAAAUCAGGGAGCAGCAGAUCACCAUUGAUUUCCAAGUGGGCCCAAUAGAGGAGUCCUAUGCCAUGUUGCACAAGUACGAGCUGUCCGUCGCCAAGGAGGAGGCGGAGCGGGUGGAUACUCUGCGCUACACAUGGGAAAAGCUUUUGGCCCGAGGCACAGAGGUGCAGAAUGAGUUGGUCUCCCUUCAGCCCAACUUCAGGGGUGAACUCAUCAGCAAUGUGCAGACCUUUGUGGAAGACUGCAACAACUUCUACCAGGACUAUGAUAAGGACGGUCCCAUGGUUGUUGGUCUCGCCCCUCAGGAUGCCAGUGAUAGGCUCAUAAUGUUCCAGAAUCGCUUUGACAACCUAUAUCGUAAAUAUGUCACCUACACUGGAGGAGAGGAACUGUUUGGCCUCUCUGUUACUCAGCAUCCUCAGCUACUGGAGAUCAGGAAGCAGCUGACCCUUCUACAGAAGCUCUAUGGCCUCUACAACAAUGUUAUUGACACAGUUAAUGGCUAUUAUGACAUUCUGUGGGCCGACAUCCACAUUGAAAGGAUCAAUAAUGAGCUUCUGGACUUCCAGACACGGUGUCGAAAGCUCCCUCGUGCUCUGAAAGAGUGGCAAGCCUUUCUAGACCUGAAGAAAACUAUUGACGAAUUCAGUGAGUGCUGCCCCUUAUUGGAGCUGAUGACUAACAAAGCUAUGAUGACACGUCACUGGAAGAGGAUCACAGAGGUGACUAGACACAGUUUUGAGGUGGAGUCAGACACUUUUAAGCUCCGGAAUAUCAUGGAAGCCCCUCUUCUGAAAUGUAAAGAGGAAAUUGAGGACAUUUGUAUCAGUGCAGUGAAAGAGCGAGACAUUGAACAGAAACUGAAGCAGGUGAUUGCAGAGUGGGACAAUAAGACCUUCACCUUUGCCAACUUCAAGACGCGUGGGGAAUUGCUUCUGCGUGGAGACAGCACUUCAGAGAUCAUCGCCAGUAUGGAGGACAGCCUUAUGGUCCUGGGCUCUCUCAUGAGUAACAGAUAUAACACUCCAUUCAAGACACAGAUCCAGAAGUGGGUUCAGAAUCUUUCCAACACUACAGACAUUAUUGAGAACUGGAUGACUGUUCAGAACCUCUGGAUUUACCUGGAAGCAGUAUUUGUGGGUGGAGACAUAGCAAAACAGCUACCAAAGGAAGCAAAACGGUUCUCUAACAUUGACAAGUCGUGGGUGAAGAUAAUGACUCGUGCACAUGAGAUGCCCAAUGUGGUGCAGUGCUGCGUGGGAGAUGAGACCAUGGGCCAGCUGCUUCCCCAUCUGCUGGAGCAGCUGGAGAUAUGCCAAAAGUCUCUCACAGGGUACUUGGAGAAGAAACGGCUCAUGUUCCCGCGGUUCUUCUUCGUGUCGGACCCUGCCCUUCUGGAGAUCCUGGGCCAGGCAUCAGACUCCCACACUAUCCAAGCUCAUCUGCUCAAUAUCUUUGACAACAUAAAGACUGUCCGCUUCCAUGACAAGAUAUAUGACCGGAUCCUGGCCAUCUCCUCACGGGAGGGGGAAACGGUGGAGCUGGAGCGGCCAGUGAUGGCAGAGGGGAACGUGGAGGUUUGGCUGAACGCCCUGCUGAAGGAAUCGCGGCGUUCCCUGCACCUGGUCAUCCGACAGGCUGCCCUUGCCAUUCAAGACUCUGCCUUCCAGCUAAUAGAAUUCCUGGACUCCUUCCCUGCCCAGAUUGGUGUGCUGGGAAUACAGAUGAUCUGGACUAGAGAUUCCGAGGAAGCCCUGACCAAUGCGCGGUAUGACCGUAAGAUCAUGUCUAAGACCAACCAGAGCUUCCUGGAGCUUCUGAACACACUAAUUGACAUGACCACCAAGGACCUGGGCCCAGUGGAGCGGACAAAGUUUGAGACACUCAUCACCAUACACGUCCAUCAAAGGGACAUCUUCGAUGACUUGUGCCGACUUCAUAUCAAAAGCCCCACAGACUUUGAGUGGCUGAAGCAGUGCCGAUUCUACUUUAAUGAGGACUCAGACAAAAUGCUCAUUAACAUCACAGAUGUUGGGUUCAUCUACCAGAACGAGUUCUUGGGCUGCACAGACAGGCUGGUCAUUACCCCACUCACUGACAGGUGCUAUAUCACCCUAGCUCAGGCUCUGGGGAUGAGUAUGGGCGGGGCCCCAGCUGGCCCUGCUGGAACGGGCAAAACCGAGACCACCAAGGACAUGGGCCGGUGUCUGGGAAAGUAUGUGGUUGUGUUCAACUGCUCAGACCAGAUGGACUUCAGAGGACUGGGGAGGAUAUUUAAAGGCCUUGCGCAGUCAGGUUCCUGGGGCUGCUUUGAUGAGUUCAAUCGCAUCGAGCUCCCUGUGCUCUCAGUGGCUGCACAGCAGAUAGCCAUUGUGCUGACCUGUAAGAAGGAGCGGCGUAAAAACUUCAUCUUCACUGACGGGGACAACGUUGAGAUGAACCCAGAGUUCGGAAUCUUCCUGACCAUGAACCCGGGCUAUGCAGGUCGUCAGGAGCUUCCGGAGAACCUGAAGAUCAACUUCCGCUCAGUUGCUAUGAUGGUUCCAGACCGACAGAUCAUCAUUCGUGUGAAGCUGGCCAGCUGCGGUUUCAUCGACAACAUAGAGCUGGCGCGGAAGUUCUUCACCCUGUACAAACUGUGUGAGGAGCAGCUGUCCAAGCAGGUGCAUUAUGACUUUGGACUCCGGAACAUUCUGUCUGUCCUGCGCACGCUGGGAGCGGCUAAGAGAGCUAGCCCCAAUGACACAGAGUCCACCAUUGUCAUGAGGGUGCUGCGAGAUAUGAACCUGUCAAAACUAAUUGAUGAGGAUGAACCUCUGUUCCUGAGCUUGAUUGAGGACCUCUUCCCUGGGAUCCAGCUGGAUAAAGAAGGUUAUCCUGAGCUGGAGAAGGCCAUUGAUAAACAGGUUGCAGAAGCUGGUCUGAUCAGUCACCCUCCUUGGAAGCUGAAGGUUAUCCAGCUGUUUGAGACCCAGAGGGUUCGCCAUGGUAUGAUGGCCCUGGGUCCAAGUGGUGCUGGGAAGACCACGUGCAUCCACACCUUAAUGCGGGCCAUGACUGACUGUGGCCAGCCCCACAGAGAGAUGCGCAUGAAUCCCAAAGCCAUCACUGCACCCCAGAUGUUUGGCCGCCUUGAUGUGGCCACCAACGACUGGACAGACGGUAUUUUUUCCACUUUGUGGAGGAAAACUCUGAGAGCCAAGAAAGGUGAGCACAUCUGGAUUGUCCUAGAUGGUCCUGUGGAUGCCAUCUGGAUUGAGAACCUGAACUCAGUUUUAGACGACAACAGGACCCUAACUCUGGCCAAUGGUGACCGCAUCCCCAUGGCUCCCAACUGCAAGAUUGUCUUUGAGCCUCACAACAUCGAUAAUGCUUCCCCAGCCACAGUAUCCCGGAAUGGGAUGGUGUUCAUGAGCUCCUCUGUAUUGAACUGGAGCCCCAUCCUGGAGGGCUGGCUGAAGAAACGCUCAGCGUGUGAAGGAGAGGUGCUGAGAGAGCUGUACUCCGCCUCUUUCCCUGAGCUCUACCGUUUCAGCCUGCACUCCCUGGAGUAUAAGAUGGAUAUGCUGGAGGCCUUUAUGAUCAUGCAGAGCAUCAACAUGCUACAGGGCCUCAUUCCUCCGAAGGAACAGGGUGGGGAAAUUUCUCGGUCACACAUGGAGCGCCUGUACGUCUUCGCUCUAAUGUGGAGCGUUGGGGCCCUCCUGGAGCUGGAAGACCGCAGGAAACUGGAGAGCUGGCUCCGUAACCAUGACAGCAUCCACCUGGAUUUGCCUGAUGUGUGCCUGAACAGCGAGGACACCAUGUUCGACUUCCAUGUCACAUCAGAUGGUCAAUGGGUUCACUGGAGCACGCGGGUGGAGGAGUAUGUGUACCCAUCUGACAGCACACCAGAAUAUGGCUCCAUACUGGUGCCCAACGUAGACAACGUCAGAACUGACUUCCUCAUCCAGACCAUCGCCAAACAGGGCAAGGCCGUGUUGUUGAUUGGAGAACAGGGCACAGCUAAGACUGUUAUUAUCAAAGCGUUCAUGGGGAAGUAUGACCCAGAGUCCCACAUGGCUAAAAGCCUCAACUUUUCCUCAGCCACCACCCCUCUCAUGUUUCAGCGUACUAUCGAAAGCUACGUAGACAAGAGAAUGGGGACGACGUAUGGACCACCUGCUGGGAAGAAGAUGUCUGUAUUUGUAGAUGACAUCAACAUGCCUGUCAUCAAUGAGUGGGGAGAUCAGGUCACCAAUGAGAUAGUCCGCCAGCUGAUGGAACAGAGUGGAUUCUACAACCUGGAGAAACCGGGGGAAUUCACUAACAUUGUGGAUAUUCAGUUUCUGGCAGCCAUGAUCCAUCCUGGGGGUGGGCGCAAUGACAUCCCCCAGAGACUGAAGAGGCAGUUCUCCAUUUUCAACUGCACCCUGCCCUCCAACGCAUCCAUCGACAAGAUAUUUGGAGUAAUCGGGACAGGCCACUACUGCUCCCGACGCGACUUCCCAGAAGAGGUGUGCCACAUAGUGGCCAAGCUAGUGCCGCUGACCCGCCGGUUGUGGCAGAUGACCAAGGUUAAGAUGCUGCCCACGCCUGCCAAGUUCCACUAUAUCUUCAAUCUGAGGGACCUGUCCAGGAUCUGGCAGGGCAUGCUCAACACCACCGCUGAGGUGCUCAACUGCCAGGACGUUGUUCUGCAGCUGUGGAAACAUGAGUGUAAGAGAGUCAUCGCUGACCGCUUCACUAUUCCUGAGGAUGUGGCCUGGUUCGACCUGGCACUGGCCAAGCUGGUGGAGGAGGAGCUGGGUGAAGACUAUAAGGCUGUGGUGGAUUUUGAGGUGGACAGCUACUUUGUGGACUUCCUGCGGGAUGCACCCGAGGCUACAGGCGAGGAGCCAGAGGAUACAGAUUUUGACAUGCCAAAGGUUUAUGAGCCAAUAGAGUCCUUCGAGAGCCUGAUGGACAGGCUGGACAUGUUCCUGUCCCACUAUAACGAGAGCAUCAGAGGGGCAGGGAUGGAUAUGGUGUUCUUCAGGGAUGCCAUGACACACCUCCUGAAGGUGUCCCGUAUAAUCCGCACCCCACGAGGAAAUGCCCUCCUGGUUGGAGUGGGUGGUUCAGGCAAACAGAGCUUGACCAGACUGGCAUCAUUCAUUGCCGGGUACAAGACCUUUCAGAUCACAUUGACACGGUCCUACAACACAGCCAAUCUGAUGGAUGAUCUUAAGGGUCUGUAUAGGACAGCAGGCCAGCAGGGCAAAGGCAUCAGCUUCAUAUUCACCGAUAACGAGAUCAAGGACGAGGCCUUUCUGGAGUACAUGAAUAAUGUGCUAUCAUCAGGAGAAGUGUCAAACCUGUUUGCCAGAGAUGAGAUGGAUGAAAUUAUCAGUGACCUCAUUCCGGUAAUGAAGCGGGAGUUUCCCCGGCGACCGCCAACCAACGAGAACCUACACGAAUAUUUCAUGACUCGCGUCCGUCAGAACCUGCAUGUGGUGCUGUGUUUCUCUCCCGUGGGGGAAAAGUUCAGGAACAGGGCCCUGAAGUUCCCUGCCCUGAUUUCAGGCUGCACUAUGGACUGGUUCAGCCGCUGGCCCAAAGAUGCUCUGAUUGCAGUGUCAGAGCACUUCCUCUCAUCCUAUGACAUCGACUGCUCAUCUGAGGUGAAGGGAGAGGUGGUGCAGUGCAUGGGCUCCUUCCAGGAUGGAGUGGCAGAGAAGUGUGGGGACUACUUCCAGAGAUAUCGCCGCUCCACUCAUGUCACGCCAAAGUCCUACUUGUCUUUCAUUCAGGGCUACAAAGCCAUCUACAGUGAGAAACGGUCAGAGGUGCAGACCCUAGCCAACAGGAUGAAUACUGGACUACAGAAGCUGAAGGAGGCCUCUGAGUCCGUGGCUGCCCUCAGCAAGGAGCUGGAGGUGAAGGAGAAGGAGCUGCAGGUUGCCAAUGAGAAGGCUGACAUGGUGCUGAAGGAGGUGACAGUGAAGGCCCAGGCAGCGGAAAGGGUAAAGGUGGAGGUUCAGAAGGUGAAGGAUAAAGCCCAGGCUAUCGUGGACAGCAUCUCUGCAGACAAGGCCAUUGCUGAGGAGAAACUGGAGGCAGCCCGCCCUGCCCUGGAGGAGGCAGAGGCAGCACUGCAGACGAUUAAACCCUCGGACAUCGCCACGGUGCGCACAUUGGGUCGCCCCCCCCAUUUGAUCAUGCGCAUCAUGGACUGCGUGCUACUGCUGUUCCAGCGCAGGGUCAACACAGUGAAGAUGGACCCUGAGAAGAGCUGCACCGCCCCCUCUUGGCAGGAGUCCCUCAAACUCAUGACAGCAGGGAACUUCUUGGGGAGUCUGCAGCAAUUCCCGAAAGAUACCAUCAAUGAGGAAGUAGUGGAGCUCCUUAGUCCCUACUUUGAAAUGGCUGACUACAACAUUGAAACGGCCAGGCGUGUGUGUGGGAACGUGGCCGGACUCUGCUCAUGGACCAAAGCUAUGGCCUCAUUCUUCUCCAUCAACAAGGAGGUGCUUCCGCUAAAGGCUAAUUUGGCAGUACAAGAGAACAGAUUGGCCAUCGCUAACGAUGAUCUGCAGAAAGCACAGGCGGAGUUGGAUGACAAGCAAAAGGAGCUGGAUGUGGUUCAGGCCGAAUAUGAGACCGCCAUGAUGGAGAAGCAGACUCUGCUGGAAGAUGCGGAGCGCUGCAGGCACAAGAUGCAGAACGCGUCCAGCCUCAUCAGUGGCCUGGCCGGGGAGAAGGAGCGCUGGACAGAGCAGAGCAAGGAGUUCGCCGCGCAGACCAAGCGCCUUGUUGGUGAUGUCCUGCUGGCUACUGCUUUUCUGUCCUACUCUGGUCCCUUCAACCAGGAGUUCCGUAACUUGCUGCUCUCUGACUGGCAGCGGGAGAUGAAGAUGAGGCGUAUCCCUUUUGGGAACAACCUGAAUCUGAUUGAGCUGCUGAUAGAUGCCCCCACUGUCAGCGAAUGGACCCUGCAGGGACUGCCCAACGAUGACCUGUCCAUUCAGAACGGAGUCAUUGUUACCAAAGCUGCCCGAUUCCCCCUGCUUAUUGACCCUCAGACACAGGGCAAGAUCUGGAUCAAAAACAAGGAGGCCAAGAAUGAGCUGCAGAUCACUUCCCUGAAUCACAAGUACUUCAGAAACCAUCUAGAGGACAGCCUGUCUCUUGGGCGCCCCCUGUUGAUUGAGGAUGUGGGGGAAGAGUUGGACCCAGCACUGGACAACGUGCUGGAGAAGAACUUCAUUAAGACUGGUUCCACUUACAAGGUGAAAGUAGGAGACAAGGAGGUGGAUGUGAUGAGUGGGUUCCGCCUGUAUGUUACCACUAAGCUCCCGAACCCAGCAUACACUCCCGAAAUCAGUGCCCGGACGUCCAUCAUUGAUUUCACUGUCACCAUGAGGGGCUUGGAAGAUCAGCUGCUUGGCCGGGUCAUCCUGACAGAGAAACAGGAGCUGGAGAAGGAGCGGACGGACCUUCUGGAGGACGUGACAACCAACAAGCGCAAGAUGAAGGAGCUGGAGGACAACCUUCUGUUCCGGCUGAGCAGCACACAGGGCUCCCUGGUCGAUGACCAGAGUCUGAUCGUCGUCCUGGGCAACACAAAACGAACGGCAGAGGAGGUUACGCUGAAGCUGCAAAUUGCCACGGAGACAGAGAUUCAGAUCAAUGCUGCUCGGGAAGAGUACCGGCCUGUGGCCACCAGGGGCAGCAUCCUGUAUUUCCUGAUCACAGAGAUGAGCAUGGUCAAUGUCAUGUAUCAGACUUCCCUUCGUCAGUUCCUGGGCCUCUUUGAUCUCUCCCUGGCCAGGUCAUUAAAAAGCCCAAUUACGAGUAAGAGGAUAGCCAACAUUAUAGAAUACAUGACCUUUGAGGUGCACAGGUAUGCUGCCCGAGGCCUUUACGAGGAGCACAAGUUUCUCUUCACUCUCCUUCAGACAUUGAAGAUUGAUAUGCAGAGCAACCGUGUGAAACAUGACGAGUUCUUGACCCUCAUCAAAGGUGGUGCCUCCCUGGAUCUGAAAGCCUGUCCUCCUAAACCUGCCAAGUGGAUUUUGGACAUGACCUGGCUGAACUUGGUGGAACUCGGCAAACUCUGGCAGUUCUCUGACAUUCUAAAUCAGAUCGGCAGAAACGAGAAGCAGUGGAAAACUUGGUUUGAUAAAGAGGCCCCAGAGGAGGAAGUGCUCCCUAGUGCUUAUGACCAAGGCCUGGACUGUUUCCGUCGCCUGCUUCUCAUCCGCUCCUGGUGCCCUGACAGGACCAUCGCUCAGGCCCGGAAGUAUAUCAUGGACUCGAUGGGGGAGCGAUAUGCCGAGGGUGUGGUUCUCGACCUGGAGAAAACAUGGGAGGAGUCAGACCCCCGAACCCCUUUGAUCUGCUUCCUGUCCAUGGGCUCUGACCCCACAGAUUCAAUCAUCGCACUGGGAAAGAGGCAAAAGAUUGACACCCGCUAUGUGUCCAUGGGCCAAGGGCAGGAGGUCCAUGCCCGCAAACUUCUGCAACAGAGCAUGGCUAAUGGAGGCUGGGCCCUGCUACAGAACUGUCACUUGGGACUGGACUUUCUGGAUGAGCUGAUGGACACUAUCACAGAGACAGACACGGUCCACGAGACCUUCCGUUUGUGGAUGACCACCGAAGUCCACAAGAACUUCCCCAUUACUCUGCUGCAAAUGUCAAUCAAAUUCACCAAUGAGCCCCCACAGGGGCUAAAGGCUGGACUAAAGAGAACAUAUGGAGGCAUUAACCAGGACCUCCUGGAUGUCAGUAACAUGGUUCAGUGGAGGCCCAUGCUGUACGCUGUGGCAUUUCUUCACUCCACAGUCCAGGAGAGGAGAAAGUAUGGUCCCCUGGGCUGGAACAUCCCGUACGAAUUUAACCAGGCUGACUUCAAUGCUACAGUGCAGUUUGUGCAGAACCACCUGGAUGACAUGGACAUCAAGAAGGGUGUGUCUUGGUACACGGUACGCUACAUGAUCGGAGAGAUUCAGUACGGAGGAAGAGUGACUGAUGACUAUGACAAACGUCUCCUGAAUACAUUUGCAAAGGUCUGGUUCAGUGAGAGCAUGUUUGCAGGGGACUUUGUCUUCUACAAGGGCUACAGCAUACCCAAGUGCAACAAUGUGGAUCAGUACCUCCAGUACAUCCAGGGUUUACCUGCUUAUGACACCCCAGAAGUGUUUGGCCUGCACCCCAAUGCUGACAUCACCUACCAGAGCAAGCUGGCCAAGGAUGUGCUGGACACCAUCCUCAGCAUCCAGCCCAAAGACAGCUCCAGCGGGGGAGGGGAAACUCGGGAGGCCAUUGUAGCACGACUGGCAGACGACAUGCUGGACAAACUUCCAUCAGACUAUGUUCCUUUUGAGGUGAAGGAGAGGCUGAGGAAGAUGGGCCCGCUCCAGCCCAUGAACAUCUUCCUGCGUCAGGAGAUCGACCGGAUGCAGCGGGUGAUCGCGCUGGUCAGGAACACCCUGACGGACCUGAAGCUGGCCAUCGACGGGACCAUCAUCAUGAGCGAGAGCCUGCGCGAUGCGCUGGACUGCAUGUAUGACGCACGCAUCCCAACGCGCUGGAAGAGGGCAUCUUGGGCCUCCAGUACGCUGGGAUUCUGGUUUACUGAACUGCUGGAGAGGAACCGACAGUUCCAAGCCUGGAUUUCUGAAGGACGACCCAACUGCUUCUGGAUGACUGGGUUCUUCAAUCCACAGGGCUUCCUGACAGCUAUGAGACAGGAAAUUACACGAGCUAACAAGGGCUGGGCGCUGGACCGCAUGGUGCUGUGCAAUGAGGUCACCAAAUGGAUGAAGGAUGACAUCACCCAGCCCCCUGCGGAGGGCGUGUACGUGUAUGGCCUGUACCUCGAAGGUGCUGGCUGGGAUCGCAGGAACUGCAAGCUCAUCGAUUCCAAACCCAAAGUCCUGUUUGAGAUGAUGCCUGUUAUCAGGAUGUAUGCUGAGAACAACGGUACAAAAGAUCCUCGCCUGUACUCCUGUCCCAUUUACAAGAAACCUGUGCGGACAGACCUGAAUUAUAUCGCUGCUGUCGAUCUGCGUACUGUCGUACCACCAGAACACUGGAUCCUGCGAGGAGUGGCUCUGUUGUGUGAUGUCAAAUAAGCUUCCAAAGACACGCAGAACAAGU